Molecule: messenger RNA, 2004 nt
Organism: Anopheles moucheti
Lineage: Eukaryota; Metazoa; Arthropoda; Insecta; Diptera; Culicidae
Gene: CkIIalpha
Product: casein kinase II subunit alpha
Exons: 2
Coding region: 159-1190 (343 amino acids)
Biological process (GO): protein phosphorylation
Cellular component (GO): nucleus; cytosol; protein kinase CK2 complex
Molecular function (GO): ATP binding; protein serine/threonine kinase activity
Source: RefSeq, a predicted model, not a curated record
AAAAGUUGCCGUAGGAAAAAAAGUAAAGACCAACAGCAGCAACAGCAGCGCGCAGCAGGGACGGCCAAGAGAAAAGUCGAAAAACCGAUACAAAACGGCGAGCAGAAGGUGAAAAAAGCGACUCCAGCCCAAAGUUUCCAGCGACGGCCACCAGCAGAAUGACGCUGCCGAGCAGUGCCAGGGUGUACGCGGAUGUAAAUUCGCAUAAACCACGUGAAUAUUGGGACUACGAGAACUACAUCGUCGAUUGGGUAAACCAGGAUGACUACCAGCUAGUGCGGAAACUGGGCCGGGGCAAGUAUAGCGAGGUGUUCGAGGCGAUCAAAAUGACGAGCAACGAGAAGUGCGUGGUGAAAAUUCUGAAGCCGGUCAAGAAGAAAAAGAUCAAACGCGAAAUCAAGAUCCUCGAGAAUCUCCGGGGCGGUACCAACAUCAUCACGCUGCUGGCGGUGGUGAAGGAUCCGGUCUCCCGCACGCCGGCACUCAUCUUCGAGCAUGUGAACAAUACCGACUUCAAGCAGCUCUACCAAACGCUCAGCGAUUACGACAUCCGGUACUAUCUGUACGAGCUGCUGAAGGCGCUCGACUACUGCCACAGCCUGGGCAUCAUGCACCGUGACGUGAAGCCACACAACGUGAUGAUCGACCACGAGAAUCGCAAGCUGCGCCUGAUCGACUGGGGCCUGGCCGAGUUCUACCAUCCGGGCCAGGAGUACAACGUGCGGGUCGCGAGCCGCUACUUCAAGGGUCCGGAGCUGUUGGUCGACUACCAGAUGUACGACUAUUCGCUCGAUAUGUGGUCGCUCGGCUGCAUGCUCGCGUCCAUGAUCUUCCGCAAGGAGCCGUUCUUCCACGGACACGACAACUAUGAUCAGCUCGUGCGCAUCGCGAAGGUGCUCGGUACCGAGGACCUGUUCGCGUAUCUGGACAAAUACAAUAUCGAGCUAGAUCCGCGCUUCAACGACAUCCUGUCGCGCCACUCGCGCAAGCGAUGGGAACGCUUCGUUCACUCGGAGAACCAGCAUCUGGUGUCGCCGGAAGGGCUCGACUUUCUCGACAAGCUGCUGCGCUACGAUCACUUCGAGCGUUUGACCGCGCGGGAGGCCAUGGAGCAUCCGUACUUUGCCAUCAUCGUCAACGGGCAGAUGCCGCCACCGCCGACCUCGUCCGCCAAGGGCGGCACCAACUAAAUAAGCGCCCUGCCCUCCCCCGUCAUGUCUGUCUGCAGUGUCGCGCCCUUCCGUCACAGCGUAUCUUUACCGGCAGCGCAACACCGAGAGCGUUUCCACCGCUGUUGGCAGCAAGAGAACGGAUGGCUCGGUAGCAAACGGCCAUUCGUUAUGGCUGGUGGAUCGCGUUUGACACGAAUGCUGCUGGGCGGAUGUGGCGCGUACAUCUCGCUGGUUACCUUCAACCACCGACGGGCCGUGGGUGGAAUGUGGCCGAAGGCGGGACGGUUAUGACCGAGCGCCGGGGAGGUGUCGAGCGAAAAUGAAGAUCCCCAGUAAUAUCUGCGGUUCAAACGCCUCAGCCUGCUCGGAUGGUAACUCGUCAACCGAAGUGACGGCUUCAUAAGACCGGAAGCGGACGGGCUUCAAGUCCCAAUAGUGAAUUGAUGUCGGGCGGAGCAACCCUUAGUGGAGCAUAAUUAUUAGUAGAUGUACGUGAACAUGAGUAUAUGUUAAAGCAAAUGCGUUUUCCCCUUGCUGCGCCACCAACACACACUCAUCCCUUUUAACUCGUCCCCGGUUAAGUACUGAUAGGCGAGACGAAAUUAGAAGGAGUUAUGAGCUUUUGUUUUUAAAUCACUAUUAUUUUAAACCAAUUAUAAUCCCGGUCGUAGUUUGGUAGGUAGAAGUUGUUAGCGUUCGAGAUGGAAGCUACAUAACCGUUAGACAUAUAUGUUUGAUUAAAUAUUUCAAUUUCUCCCAACUCCGGAUUAUGAUUAUGUCCCCCAUCUCCACAUUAUCAGCAAAUGGAUAAAUAAUAAAGACGAAUCUUUGG